UGCUGCCUCUGGAACCUUUAUGCAGCCAUAGCCCUCAUCUGCAGUCUCUUUUCGCAUCUUCCCAUCCGUAACGUAGACUGUGCGGGCUUCUGAUACCUCGGAUUUUCGAAAGCUUGCAAGCUGUUACUGCUUCUCCUGGGGUAGCAAAAAGCUUUUGGUGUCACGUUUUCCUCUUUGCCUGAGGUCUAGGUUUAAACACCGAUAUGGCGUCCGUCACGAAAUUGACGUCGUCAGUCCUCUCGAGCGCGGUUCUCGAGACAUUGCCUAAGACCACAUGCAAUGCUCGCGCUGCGUUUCCAGCAGCGGGAUUUCCGCAGGGUCAGCUCCGCCUUCACCAGAAGCGUCUCAGAGCUUGCUUCCAGAAGAGCCUUGUUCUUCCUGCUUCCAGCAGGGCCUUCCCCCGCGUGAGGGCUGUGAGCGUGGAGGGAGAGACGGUAGUGGAGGAGGCGGUUGAGGCUGUUCCUGAGAGCACUGAGGUGCCUGCCGCGAGCACGGACGCUGCUGCUGAGCAAGCACCGGCUGCUGCUGCUGAGGAGAAGGAGGAGAGGAGGUCGCGGCCUGGGGCUACCAGGAGGAGAAAGGUCACAGUUAACGUCGAGGACCUGCAGACCGGCCAAGUGCUCACCGGGAAAGUUCGUUCGGUCAAGCCGUACGGGGCUUUCGUCGACAUCGGCGCCUUCACCGACGGCCUCGUCCACAUCUCCCAGCUCGCGACGGGUUUCGUCGACAAGGUGGAGGAUGUGGUAACCGUGGGGCAGGAGGUUACGGUUCGCGUGAUGGAGGCCAGCAAGGAGACCGGCCGCAUCGCGCUCACCAUGCGCGACCCGGAGGCGGAGCGCGUCGCCGCGGAGGAGACGGCGGCGGUGGAUGCGGAGCGCAAGGCGGCGCAGCAGCAGCGCAGGUCGGAGCCCCGCCAGUCCGCGGAGGGGCAGGAGGGGGAUGCGCGCGAGCGGAAGGUGGCUGGGCGGGGGCGCAGGCAGCAGCGGGAGGAUCAGAAGCCGACCCAUAACUUCAAGAAGGGGCAGAAGGUUAAGGGCGUGGUCAAGAACCUGACCUCGUACGGCUGCUUCGUGGAGCUCGAAGGGAAGGUGGAGGGGCUCCUCCACGCGUCUGAGAUCACCGCCGGUGGCGACAUGGUGCCAGUAGAGUCGCUGGUGUCGGUGGGUCAGGAGCUCGAGGUUACCAUCGCCAAGGUCGAGAAGAACCGCAUUAGCCUCACGAUGAAGGAAGAGGUCGAUGUGACUCUCUUCAACGAGACCAGCCCCCAGGACGAGGAUCUCCGCGCGCUCAACCCCUUCGAGGCGGCUUUCCGCCGCGCCAACCUCGUCACUGAGGCCCCCCGCCGCUCCGCCGCUGCUGCUGCUGAGGCCGAGGAGGAGCUCCUGGUGGUAGAGAAGAAGGAGACAGUGGAGGCAGUGGAGGAAGUGGAGGCAGUGGCGGCAGUGACGGCAGAGGCGGCAGUGGAAGCAGCAGAAGAGGAGGAGGCGGAGAAGGCAGAGGAGAAGGUAGAGGAUGAAGCAGCUCCAGCACCUGCUGAGGCCGAGCCUGUUGCUGCCGAAGCUGCUGUUGCCGAGCCUGCUGCUGCCGAGCCUGUUGUUGCCGAAGCUGCUGUUUCAGCUGAGGUUGUCGCUGAGGCUGCCCCUGCUCCUGAGGCUGCUCCUGCUCCUGAGGCUGCUCCUGCUCCUGCCGCCACCCCUGCAGCAGGCAUCUCUGCCGCAGUGGUUAAGCAGCUGAGGGAGGAGACCGGUGCGGGCAUGAUGGCAUGCAAGAAGGCCCUUACCGACGCCAACGGCGACCUCGACACUGCCCGCGAGAUCCUCCGCAAGAAGGGGCUGGCCAGCGCCGACAAGAAGGCGUCGCGCAUCGCAUCCGAGGGGCUCGUGAGCAGCUACGUGCACUCGGACCGCAUCGGCGUGCUCAUUGAAGUCAACUGCGAGACGGACUUUGUCGCCCGGGGGAGCGCUUUCCAGGAGCUGGUGGAGGAUUUGGGUAUGCAGGUGGCGGCGUGUCCCCAGGUGGAGGUGGUGUCUGUGGAGGAUGUGCCGGCCGAGCAGGUGGCCAAGGAGAGGGAGGUGGAGCUGGGGAAGGAGGAUCUGGCGAGCAAGCCCGAGGCGGUGCGGGGGAAGAUUGUGGAUGGGCGGAUGGCCAAGCGCCUGAAUGAGCUGGCCCUGCUAGAGCAGCCGUAUAUUAAGAAUGACAAGGUGCUGGUGAAGGAUGUUGUCAAGCAGGCCAUUGCUUCUCUGGGGGAGAACAUCCGCAUUCGCCGCUUCAUUAGGUUUAACCUCGGGGAGGGGAUCGAGAAGAAAUCCGCUGAUUUUGCUGCGGAGGUCGCGGCAGCAAGCCAGGUUCAGGCGCCCGCCGCCCCUGCUGUCGCUGCUGCUCCGGCCGAAGCUGCUCCCGAGCCUGCAGCCGAUAAGCCCAAGGUCGCGGUGUCGAUGGCGGCUGUGAAGCAGCUCAGGGACGCGACCGGCGCUGGCAUGAUGGACUGCAAGAAAGCCCUGGAGUCCACCGGGGGAGACGUUGACUCGGCCCGGGAGCUGCUCCGCAAGAAGGGCCUGGCCAGCGCGGACAAGAAGGCGUCGCGCAUCGCAGCAGAAGGCAUUGUGGGGAGCUACAUCCACGACGGGCGCAUCGGCGCGCUGAUCGAGAUCAACUGCGAGACAGACUUCGUCGCCCGCGGGGAGAAGUUCCGGGAGCUGGUGGACGACCUGGCGAUGCAGGUCGUGGCGUGCCCGGGGGUGCAGGUUGUGAGUGAGGAGGAUGUUGACCCCGCCUGGCUUGCUAAGGAGCGGGAGAUCGAAAUGGGGAAGGAGGAUCUGGCUUCCAAGCCCGAGGCGGUGAGGGGGAAGGUUGUGGACGGGCGGCUGGCGAAGCGCGUCUCGGAGCUGGCGCUGCUCGAACAGCCAUUUAUCAAGAACGACAAGGUGACUGUGAAGGAGGUGGUGAAGGAGGUUGUGGCGGCGCUGGGGGAGAAUAUCCGUGUGAGACGGUUCGAGAGGUUCACUCUGGGAGAGGGGAUUGAGAAGAAGGUGUCAGAUUUCGCUGCGGAGGUGGCCGCUGCUGCGGGGCAAGCGUAAGCGAUUGCUGGCGCUGCGUUCCUAAAGAGGGCACCUGAGGGCAUCUAGUGUUGCACUGCCUUCCUUCCUAUCGUGCCGUGCCGUACCUUCCUGUAGUCUUGAACCUGUAGCAUGAGGGGUUUUGCAACAAAACAAGCGCUAUCUGUCCUGUCCCUCCCUUGCUCUUCCAACUUGGUUCUCUGCUGCUUGCGUGUCUUGCACUUGUUCGUUAUUACUCUGACAAAAGCAGUUUCACUAGUAUAGUGCAGACUUGUGUUCAUCAAACAGAUAUACGCUGCCCAUGAAUGAACCACCGUGUAGUUG
This is a messenger RNA of Closterium sp. NIES-67, 3380 nucleotides long. NCBI's taxonomy places the organism in Eukaryota, Viridiplantae, Streptophyta, Zygnematophyceae, Desmidiales, Closteriaceae. The record is from the annotation of a GenBank genome assembly.